UCAAAUUAUCUCCCCUUUCCCAUCCACAUUUGUUUUGAGCUUAGUCAUUUUCUCCGAAGUUGUACGUAAUUUGUGACAGUGAUCAUGACUACAAACUACAAGAUUGUCGCGGAGGACCCACAAUUUCAACAAGAGCUUGCAAGUGCUGGGUCGAAAUUGGUUGUAGCGGAUUUCUUCGCUACGUGGUGUGGGCCAUGUCAGAGGAUCGCGCCAAUAUUUGAAGAGUUCAGUACCAAGUACCCGAAUGCAAUCUUCCUAAAAAUCGAUGUCGAUCUUUGUCAGGAAACGGCUCAGUCACAAGGCGUCUCCGCCAUGCCGACGUUCAUGUUCUACCGCAACAAGGUGAGGAUCGACACUCAGAAGGGCGCAGACCCCAAGGCCUUGGAGGAGAAGAUUAAAAAGUGGUACGGUGAAGAGGACGAAGGAGAAGAGGAGGUUGUCGUCAAAGGACAUAUGGAUCUUUCCACCUUCAUCUCUAAAUCUGGGUGCGAGUGCCUGAACGAGUCUGAUGACCACCCACUUGCCCAUGCCCUCUCACAGAAAGGAGGAUUCUUGGAGUCAGACGUUGAUGAACAGCUCAUCAUCAGUUUGGCCUUCUCUCAGCCAGUGAAGCUCCACUCUCUCAAGGUGAACGGGCCAGCAGAAAAUGCACCCAAAACAAUAAAAAUCUUCAUCAACCAGCCAACAACUCUAGAUUUUGAUGGCGCCGACAGUAUGGAACCUGUACAGAAAUUUAUACUUACACCUGACGAUGUCAAGGAAGGUGCCCUUGUUCAGCUUCGCUACGUUAAAUUCCAGAAUGUACAGAAUAUCACAUUUUUCAUCAAAGACAACCUUGGUGAUGCUGACACGACGCAGAUUGACUACAUUGGUGUAAUAGGCAGCCCUGUGCAGGCUACCAACAUGUCCGACUUCAAACGGGUUGCUGGCAAGAAAGGCGAGAGCCACUGAACAAGGUCUACGUCAAGUCAAUGAAUUAUCUCCCUUGGACUGAAAUAUAUGGACAUGACUUAUGUGAAGCAACACUGUAACUGGAGUUGACAAGCACAUGGACAUGUUAAUGUGGCUUCGGGAAUUCUUUAUGGACCUGCACAGAAGCUGAAAUUCACAGAGUCUGCAUCAAAUGACAGUAAAAGUUCCAAGUUUGAAUAUAUAAUUUCCCAUUUCCUCAGAAUGUACAUAAAUAAGAACCGUUAACAUAUCCCAUUUUGAACAAUAUCACCUAUGUUUUCAUACCAUAGUUGGAAUCCUACAUAAAACCUUGUGAUUUGUUUUAACAUUACUGAGGAUUCAUUUUUUCAAAGACCUUUAAGUGCAGACCAGCUGAAAGUGAUUGUCAAUAUUUUGGAUAACCGGUUUUGAAAUAAAUGCUGCAAAUCUACAUUCCCAGUUAGAGUCCCACAGUACAGGAUCACUAUUAUUAACAUAAUUCUACUUUAAAUUUAGACUAAAUUACCAAAAACAGUUUGUACAAUUUUGUCACAAUUUGAAGUCUUGUUGGAGACAGACAGCACAACAAUGUGUUUAUUAUUAGGUAAGUACAUGUGUACUGCUCAAAGGCAGAUUUGUUCAUGUUCCUAUACUUAAUAUGUCAUGGGGGGAAAUGCUGCAUGUUUAAUUUAUACACUGAUUAUCAUUCAUGAACUUCUGAUCACUGGUACUUGUACAUUUGCAAGAGAGUUACUGUCAGUGUCCUGAAAGAGUUAAGGUAUUUGUUUAUGAUAAUGUGAACAUUUUUACUUUGUGCAUUUCUUUUACAGUUUUGAUGCUUAUUGGAUAUAAUCCAGUUUAAAUAUCAUGAUCUUUCCUGUGAUUAUGGACCAUAGUUCCAAAGAGCUGAGUCAGUGGGAAUGUGUAUAGAUUUGAAAGCCCAAAAUUUAAAUUUAAAUUAAAAAUAUGAAUAAUUAAGCUAUUUGGAGAACUUGGGGUGAUGGGGUAUCCUGGCAGUUAAAACGUUCCCUCAUCAUGCCAAAGAAUCAGGUUCGAUUCCCCACAUGGGUACAAUGUGUGAAGCUAGAAUAUUGCUAAAAGCUGUGUAAAACUAACUCACUCACUCCUUGGAGAAUAAGCCAAAUGAGACUGACCGGUGUAUGUAGGCUUUGACGGUCACAUAUUUUAAUCAUUCAUGUCUCCUUGGUUUAAUUAGUUGAUAAUGAGUCAGUAUCUGAUUAUAUUGCCUACUACCAGAGUUGCCUCCCUUAUCUGCAAUAUCAUCUGUUUGAAUCCUACAUUAAGUUUACACUUGUUGGUCUGUCAGCGCUCUAUGUGAUGACAGGGUCAAGGUCAGAUGUUUCAUAUCCAACUAGUCCAUAGCUCUUUUCAAACAAGUGGUUUCAAAAAUAUACAAACAACUAGUCAGUUGAACUUUUCUCAGUUCUUUGAAUAAUGGACUAGUUGCCGUGAUUCCUUCAUGAUCAUUUACUUUCAUUCUGUUAAGAUCUUCACUAGUCUUGGAUGAACGGACAAGUGGCAUUUGUUAUCACUUAAGGCCUUUCCGUUAAGAUCAGUCCUAAAUUAACAGACCGCAGGAAGGGUAACUCUAGAUUUCACAAGGGACAAUCGCUUCAGGACAAUCGCUUCAGGGCAUUCUCCACAUACUGUCCAGUCAAGAAACUGUCCGAUCUUUGUUAGACUGACUCUCUGUACAGAUCAUCUAUCUCCAUGUAUUUUAACAGAAGUGUAUGUCAUUUGUAAAUGAUGCUCUGAAUAAAGAAGGAUGGAAGUUUG
Molecule: messenger RNA, 2727 nt
Organism: Haliotis rubra (blacklip abalone)
Lineage: Eukaryota; Metazoa; Mollusca; Gastropoda; Lepetellida; Haliotidae
Product: thioredoxin-like protein 1
Exons: 9
Coding region: 85-951 (288 amino acids)
Source: RefSeq, a predicted model, not a curated record